Molecule: messenger RNA, 1598 nt
Organism: Anopheles stephensi (Asian malaria mosquito)
Lineage: Eukaryota; Metazoa; Arthropoda; Insecta; Diptera; Culicidae
Product: prion-like-(Q/N-rich) domain-bearing protein 25
Exons: 5
Coding region: 130-1326 (398 amino acids)
Source: RefSeq, a predicted model, not a curated record
UUCCAUUGUUGUUAGUGCGCAGCAUCGAGGGGUUGUGUUUUUUUCGGGCGUCUCUACGCUUCCACCACAAUCGCACUGUUGCAGCAAGAUAGAAGGCGAAUUCAGCCUCCCAUCCAACCAACCCCUUCGAUGCUGACCGGGGCGCGGAAAAAGAGAAAAUGUGGAUCAGUGUGCUAUUCGAUUCCGCGCCGUGAUGUUGUCGGUGUCACGCGAUCCUACCACACCGUAGCCAAGUUGGAGUUGUGUACCAUGUGCACCAUCUACGCAACCGAUCGGUACAAACGGCGUACGGCGCGCCGGACGACGACGCCCGGAAGUCUACAGCGGUGGACGGCGACGGUGGGCGUUACCGCGCUUCUACUACUGGCCACCAUCGGAAGUGUUGUGCAGUGUCAAACGUUUAUACGGCGAACGGCCAACGUUUGCCGCACGGACGAUGAGUGUCCGGUGCAGGCGUACUGCGAACGGUACAACUCGGUCCACGAGUAUGGCGUUUGUUCGUGCAUGGCCGGUUACUUCGCCGUGACAGACAAUAAUAACACGCGUCGGUGCUUGAGAGCGGCCACCGACAUCGGAGACUACUGCCUACACAACGACCAGUGCCAGUACACGCUCAGCACCGGCAACUCGGAAUGCCGGGACAAUUCCUGCCAAUGCGUGGACGGUGCGCACUAUGUCGAGCGGGAGAAGCGUUGCUACAAGACGAGCUUUCUGGGCGAAUACUGUCGCCUGACGAACAACUGCAUCGGGAACGAUACGUACUGCCGGGAUGGGAUCUGCGUGUGUACCCCGGGCAAGCAUCCCAACACGGACCGCAACAGGUGUCUGCACGACGCGAAGCUGGGCGAUCAAUGUUACCGGGAUGAGGAAUGCGUGACGGAUAAUUCGCGCUGUUCGAAGGAGAUUUGUACGUGCCGCGUCAGUCACGUGCUGAACGAGCAGCGAAACCGUUGCCUACCGAUUGCUAGCAAAAUUUACGACCUGUGCGAGGAAAACAUUCAGUGUCUGUACAACAUUCCCCAUUCGCAGUGUCGCAUCACGACCGGGACGGACGGUAUAACUGCGGGACGAUGUACCUGUGCGAGCCGGUUCCAUGAGGCAGGAUUUAAAUGUGUCUCGUCGGUGCACCUGAAUGGAAUCUGUGAAGUGAACGACAAUUGUGUCGAUCGGGACACGGGUUGUUUCCAUGGGCGUUGUCGCUGUAUCGACCAUAUGAUCGAGGUGGAUGGUAUCUGCUCCGGUUCAUUGAGACUGCAACGCGGGAGCAUUCUGGCUGGGCUGGCGACACUGCUCUUCCUGGUGCAAUGGUACGCCGGCUUCAGCUGACCGUGCUAACAAACAAGGCGCAAAAAGAAAAACCCACGUGCACUUUACACCAAAAGCUAAAACAAAAAUCUCAUACUGGAAGUAUUUAGCCUAAAAAUACUCAGCGAUUGCAAGUAACGAACGUUCGAAAUAUUUAAUUCCAUGCUAAUUUAAAAACGCAAACAAAUCACCUCAUUCAUUCUUACCAAAUGGAAACCAAUGAUCUUGCUGAAAGUGGUUUAUGUUCGUACUGUACUUAAGAAAUAAACAUGUUGUUGUAAGUGAUGUUUAAA